CGUAGAUGUCGACGCAUGAGUACAAUAUUAUUUCUUCAAACUUUGGCCCCCCCUCUCUCUCUGUUUGCUUCUCCUGGGUCCUCGCCGGUCCUAUAGGACACACGCUUCUCUCUCAUACCCCAUAACCCCCUGUUCCAUUCCUUUCAUAUAUAUCAAAACCAAAAACAAAAACAAAAACUCAUAGUCUCUCUCUCUGGAUAAAAGAAUGAGAAAAUCAGAAAGAUUUCAUUUUUAGGACUACUUUCUCAGACUCUAUAAGUUUAGCGUUCUUGGUGUUGGGGAAUUUGCGCAAACAAAGGUCAAAAUGUCUAGUUUUGUGGGUGUUUUUGUUUCUGAUCCAUGGCUUCAGAGCCAAUUCACCCAAGUCGAGCUUCGCACCCUGAAAUCCAAAUAUGUUUCUGUAAGGACUCAAUCUGGCCGUGUCACGGUGGGAGAUUUACCAAGCAUUUUUGUGAAGUUGAAGGCUUUCACUGAAAUGUUUAAAGAGGAUGAGAUUAAGGCUAUGUUGGAGGAGUCUUAUAAGGAUAUGGAUGAAGAAAUUGAUUUUGAAUCCUUCCUUCGGGCACAUAUAAAUUUGCAAUCCCGAGCAACAUCAAAAUCACCCGGUUCAAAGAAUUCCUCUUCAUUUCUCAAGGCCACCACAACAACUGUCCACCACUCAAUUAAUGAAUCUGAGAAGGCUUCCUAUGUUGCCCACAUUAACAGUUACUUGGCAGAAGAUCCAUUUUUGAAGAAGUAUCUUCCUCUUGAUCCAUCUACAAAUGCUUUAUUUGACCUUGCAAAGGAUGGAGUUCUUCUCUGUAAGCUUAUUAAUGUAGCUGUUCCUGGGACCAUAGAUGAGCGAGCUAUCAACACUAAGAAAGCCCUUAAUCCAUGGGAGAGGAAUGAAAAUCAUACCCUCUGCCUCAAUUCUGCGAAGGCUAUUGGCUGCACAGUGGUUAAUAUUGGCACACAGGACUUGAUUGAAGGAAGACCACAUCUGUUACUUGGCUUGAUUUCUCAAAUAAUCAAGAUUCAACUACUAGCUGAUCUCAAUCUGAAGAAAACUCCUCAACUUGUGGAAUUGGUGGAUGACAGCAAGGAUGUGGAGGAGCUUCUAGGCUUACCACCUGAAAAGGUUUUACUUAAAUGGAUGAAUUUCCAUCUGAAGAAAGCUGGUUAUGAAAAACCAGUUACAAACUUCUCUUCUGAUGUGAAGGAUGGAGAGGCAUAUGCGUUCCUUCUCAAUACUCUUGCACCUGAACACUCAGGUCCCGCUGCUUUGGAUACAAAAGAUCCUACAGAAAGAGCAAACAUGGUUCUUGCGCAUGCAGAGAAAUUGGAUUGCAAAAGAUACCUCACUCCUAAGGACAUCGUUGAGGGUUCACCAAAUCUUAAUCUUGCAUUUGUUGCACAAAUAUUCCAGCAUAGGAAUGGCUUGACAGUUGACACCAAAAAGAUGUCCUUUGCUGAGAUGAUGACAGAUGAUGCACAAACUUCUCGUGAGGAGAGAUGCUUCCGAUUGUGGAUUAACAGUCUUGGAAUUGCUACAUAUGUUAAUAAUGUUUUCGAGGAUAUCAGAAAUGGAUGGGUUCUUUUAGAAGUUCUUGACAAAGUUUCACCAGAAUCAGUUAACUGGAAGCAGGCAUCAAAGCCUCCUAUAAAGAUGCCAUUUAGAAAAGUUGAGAAUUGCAACCAAGUUGUAAAGAUUGGGAAGCAAUUAAACUUCUCCCUUGUGAAUGUAGCUGGAAAUGAUAUUGUGCAAGGAAAUAAAAAGCUCAUACUAGCAUUUUUAUGGCAACUCAUGAGGUUCACCAUGCUCCAACUCUUAAAAAACUUGAGAUCACACUCUCAAGGUAAAAAGGGUAAAGAGAUAACAGACACUGAUAUUCUAAACUGGGCAAACAACAAAGUGAAGAAGGCAGGAAGAACCUCCCAAAUGGAAAGCUUCAGGGAUAAAAACCUUUCAAAUGGAAUUUUCUUCCUGGAGCUUCUUAGUGCUGUAGAGCCAAGGGUGGUUAAUUGGAGCGUUGUUACAAAGGGAGAAACAGAGGAAGAUAAGAAGUUGAAUGCAACAUAUAUAAUCAGUGUUGCACGAAAGCUGGGUUGCUCCAUUUUCUUGUUACCUGAGGAAAUUAUAGAGGUAAACCAGAAGAUGAUCCUUAUUUUGACAGCAAGCAUCAUGUACUGGAGCUUGCAGCAACCAGCAGAGGAGUCGGAGUCAGAGUCGUGCCCUGCUGAAGACAGUAACAUUCCUGAUGCAUCCCCUGCAGCUUCGGUGGAUGGCGAAAGCGAAACACCUUUGGAUGGUGAGGUCUGUAAUUUGGCCAUAAACGAUGCUGCUUCAGAUACUACCCCUUCAGAUACUUCCCCAGAGGUUGAAAAUGAGGAAUCCCCUGAUAAGGUUGAAGGAAAGGACUAGGACAGUCCUGAUAGAGAAUGAACAAUGUUUUUCCCUUUCUUUUCUUUGUUCAUUACUUUUACUUUUACAAGGAAUAGGAAAGAGUAAAAUUUUCCUGCAGUUAGGAUAUGAUACAGCUCCUUAUUUAAAGAGAGCGUGUGCUUCUAGACCCCAGGGGGAAAAAAAAUUGAAGGGUCCUGUAAAUUUUCUUUUAACUUUUAACUAAAGGCUUCUUUUGUGAGGCAUAUUCUUUUUAUUGAAAUUACAUUAAUACUGGGGAAUAA
Quercus lobata is the source of this 2664-nucleotide messenger RNA. RefSeq names its product fimbrin-5-like. NCBI's taxonomy places the organism in Eukaryota, Viridiplantae, Streptophyta, Magnoliopsida, Fagales, Fagaceae. Gene Ontology annotation, cellular component: cytoplasm; actin filament bundle; actin filament. Gene Ontology annotation, molecular function: actin filament binding. Gene Ontology annotation, biological process: actin filament bundle assembly; actin filament network formation. The record is from RefSeq and is a predicted model, not a curated record. The coding region runs from base 305 to 2401 and encodes 698 amino acids. The transcript has 15 exons.